AUGGACAUCACCGCCUUCACCGUGGGCAAUCGCGAAGCUGCUCUGCUGAUCGCCGACUACAAUGCAUACCGCAAGCAGCUUUCGCGACAACUGCUCGCUCUGCGCAAGCGUCUGGGCCGCUCCACCAACAAGGGCCACAAGUACUCCGACAAGUCGCACAUCACCGCCGACGAUGUUGUGAAGAAUCCAAAAUCUGUACAUCUCCUGCUGCUCAGCUGUGAACGUGCCUGGGCCCAUGCCAUGCACAUCAAGUCCAUCCACUCCGAGGACAACCAGGGAAGCGGCAUCACCGGUACCACUCGCUCCCACAUCAUCUCUCGUUUCCACAAGGCUGCCACUCUCGCCAAUCACUUGACCGCCUUGCUCAAAGACCCGACAUGCACACCAUCGACCAAUCAAGAUUUGCUCGAAGCCGAAGCCUACCGAGCCUCCCUCUCUGGCGCCGAACACUUUGAGAAGCAGUCAGAGGGCCGUGUCGACACCGAGCAGUCGUCAAGAUGGGAUCUGUGUUUGCGCCAUUACUCGACCGCCCGUGUCAUCUAUGCUACCCUCUUUGCCCAAGCCAACAAGGAUCUUUUCCGCGAUAUACUGGCCAGCGCUGUCGAUCCUGCCAUCCGCUACGCUGCCUAUCAAGCUCGUCUCCCGCGUUCCGUUCCCGUCUCGACCGUCGCUCUGCGCUACUUCCCCAAAGACGACUCAUCUCUCGUCAAUCUGUUGCAACAACUCGAUCCUAAUGCUCUCAGCGAGACCACCACCGAAACUACGCCCCAGAAUCUGGGUACAACAAACAUCCCCAACACCGUCACCUGGCGUAACAUGACGGCCAACAUCGUAGACGCCUCGAUCGGCCAAGCACUUGCCGCUGUCGCAUCUGCCGAACCCCAAUUGACCUCCUACCUCGAAUCUAAUCCUUCAAGUCCGGCCAGAGACCGUGCUGGCGCCUACGACAAUGUUCUCAUUGCUAGCCAGGAUGCUGCAGAUGCCACUAGAAGAGCCAUCGAAGAGCUGGAAAAGGAAAAGGUGGAUGAAGGAGACAACAGGAUGCAGGAUCUGCGCGUCACCAGUCUUGCCGUCAACUACGCUCUUGUCAGCUGGCGUGUCGGUAGAAAUCGUGUGCUCAUUGGAUCGGAAGACGGCAGAUUGUUUGAAGACAAGAAGCAGAAAAGCAGCAAACGCGCUCGCGACCAGCACAAAAACGAGCCCAGGGGGAGUCAGCUUGCCCGUUUGCGCGAACGAGUGGUGCUCUACGAUUCCACCAUCCAGAGCAUUGACUCGAUCAAGGAAUUGAGAGGAGCCAUGAGAGAUGAGAGCUUUGUUCGCGAGGUGGACGGCAAACGUGCCUACUUCCAGGCUUUGAGAUGCCUCAACAUUGCAAUCUCGCAUGCCCUUUUGUCGGAACACGUAAAGGCUCUUGCCCUCUUGGCUCGCGCGCUACAACUUGCACAGCAGUGCUCAAGCUCUUUAGCCGCGCCCUCGGCUGCGGCGAAGUCUGCACCCACUCUCGACAUUCACAAAUCACAGGCCGAUGCGCUCCAGACUCAAGUGCAGCAGCUGGUCUACAGACACCAAGCGCUAGUCGAGCUGAACAAGUUCCACGACAAUGCAUCCAUCGCAGCAGCCAAGCACAUGUCUACUGCUGCUCCUCUUGUUCAACGACUGAGCGACUUCCCUACACCAGGUGUCAAGGUGGACCUCGAGAACUUGGUCUCUUAUCCGCCAAAGAUUGAGCCAAUCCCGAUAAAGCCGUUGUUCUUUGACGUCGCUUGGAACUACAUCGACUAUCCGACGACGGGCAAGCAAGCAGUGGAAACAAAAGCGGCCGCAAGCAAUGUAGCAGCCGAGGAGAAGCCAAAGGAAGAAAAAAAGAAGGGCUGGUUUGGAUUUGGACGAUGA
Aureobasidium subglaciale EXF-2481 is the source of this 1893-nucleotide messenger RNA. RefSeq lists its product as uncharacterized. Gene Ontology annotation, cellular component: signal recognition particle, endoplasmic reticulum targeting. The record is from RefSeq and is a predicted model, not a curated record. Lineage: Eukaryota; Fungi; Ascomycota; Dothideomycetes; Dothideales; Saccotheciaceae. Bases 1 to 1893 code for a protein of 630 amino acids. Gene Ontology annotation, biological process: SRP-dependent cotranslational protein targeting to membrane. The transcript is spliced from 3 exons. Gene Ontology annotation, molecular function: 7S RNA binding; signal recognition particle binding; endoplasmic reticulum signal sequence receptor activity.